Thlaspi arvense is the source of this 1332-nucleotide messenger RNA. NCBI's taxonomy places the organism in Eukaryota, Viridiplantae, Streptophyta, Magnoliopsida, Brassicales, Brassicaceae. The record is from the annotation of a GenBank genome assembly.
AUGAAAAUGCUGGAUGUUAGUUUUACCGGAGAGUUCAUAGUUAAAGCUUCCGGCGACCAUACGGACAAAAUUCAUAGCCUUUCUCUCUCAAAUCUCGACCUUCUCUCUGGCCGUUUUCCGGUGACCUACUUUUACUUCUACCCCAAGCAACCUCACUCUUUUGAUUCCAUCGUCAAAUCCCUCAAAACCUCCCUCGCCGGAGCUCUUGACUACUUCUACCCUUUUGCGGGUCAGAUCUUUCAAAACGAAACCACUCAAGAAGAGCCUAUGAUCCUCUGCAACAACAAUGGAGCCUUGCUAGUCGAAGCUCGAGCUAAUUUUGAUCUCAAAAGUCUCGAUUUUUACAACCUCGACGUGUUUCUCCAAGCAAAGCUGGUUCACGUUAACCCAAACUUCGCUCUACAGAUUCAAGCGACAGAGUUCGAAUGCGGAGGCCUCUCUUUAACAUUCACAUUCGACCACGCUUUAGGAGACGCGACCUCUUUCGGAAAGUUCCUCACUUUAUGGUCAGAGAUAUCAAGAAAUCAGCCGGUUUCAUGUAUACCAGAUCACCGGAGAAAUCUCCUCCGUGCACGCUCUCCUCCGCGUUACCACCCUCUCUUAGACAGAACGUUCAUAAAAUGCAGCGAGGAAGAGAUCAAGAACAUACCGACGCCCAAAACGCUCAUCAAGCGUCUCUAUCACAUCGAUGCUUCGAGCAUAAACGCGUUGCAUGCUGUAGCUACUGUGAACGGAGAGAGAAGGACAAAGAUCGAAGCUUUCUCCGCUUACGUGUGGAAGAAAAUGGUGGAUUCUAUAGAGAGUGGUCACAAGACCUGCAAGAUGGGCUGGCUUGUUGACGGUAGAGGAAGACUCGAGACCGUUACCUCGAACUACAUAGGAAACGUCUUGUCUGUAGCUGUAGGUGAAGCCAAUGUCGAAAGCCUGAAGCAGAACCAUGUAUCAGAGAUAGCAAACGUAGUGCAUAAAUCGAUAACCGAAGUGACAAACGAUUCCCAUUUCACAGAUUUGAUAGAUUGGAUCGAGAGUCACCGACCUGGACUGAUGUUGGCUCGGGUGGUUCUCGGACAAGAAGGACCAGCUCUGGUCUUGUCUUCAGGACGACGGUUCCCUGUGGCUGAAUUAGAUUUUGGAUUUGGUGCUCCUCUCCUUGGAACUGUUUGCUCAACGAUUGAGAAGAUUGGAGUUGGUUACCUUAACCAACGACCUAGCGCCUGCAACGAUGGCUCGUGGUCGGUCUCUGCUAUCGUGUGGCCUGAACUCGCUGCAGCUUUAGAGUCUGACUCGGUUUUUCAGCCAAUGUCUGCUAAACAUCUUCAACUCCAGACCUGA